AGAGACAGUGGCGAAUUUUGUGGUGAACCUGGUGGUCAGCGGUUCUACUUCGAUCUUCGAACAAAAAAAUGUCAACCGUUCUACUACAAGGGCUGUGGUGGUAAUCAGAACAGAUUUGAUACCAAAGCCAAUUGUAUGAUGAUGUGUUCAAAUAGCAAGGGGAGCACAGCCACUGCUAUCAACGCUGUGUGCAAAUCGGGUGCGUAUGCUGCUGGGGCGACGUCUCUACCCGAGCCUCUUCCCUGUUCGGAAUGUCCGAAAGGAUACAAAUGUGAAGAUGGGAUUUGCUGCCCAACAAAAGACUACUUAUGCGAUCUACCAUAUGAUGCUGGUAGAUUCGGCGACCAAGGAUCACACAGACCACGGCAAGUGCUUUUUAAUUCCUUUUUCGGUAGUGAACAUAAGACAAAAACGUGUGCUGAAGGCAAAGGGAUGCUACUGGGGAAGACCUAUAAAGUUGCUUUCAUCCGAUACUUCUUCACCAGAAGUUACAAUAACUGCAUGCUAUUCACGUACUAUGGACGAGAUGGAAAUGCGAAUAAUUUUGAGACGUACAAUGAGUGUAAAGCAAUGUGUAUGUCAUGA
This is a messenger RNA of Angiostrongylus costaricensis, 585 nucleotides long. The record is from the annotation of a GenBank genome assembly. NCBI's taxonomy places the organism in Eukaryota, Metazoa, Nematoda, Chromadorea, Rhabditida, Metastrongylidae.